AUGCAAUAACAGCAUAUUAACAUCAGAGACGACAAUAAUUGCAACAUCUCUUCACAAACUGCACAUACAGAAAAUCUAUCUAAAUCCCUACUUAAUCAGUAUAAUAAUCUCAACUAGACACCUGUAUCCAAAAAUAAUAACGCAUUUAAAUCUCCAGCACCUUCAAGCAAGAAAUACUUAAGUGUGCAUAAUAUAAAAUCACCAGGAGUCUCGAAUCAUGGCAAAAAUGGUAUGUCGAACUCUAAACAUCAUUAAAACUAGACCGAUAGUUGGAUGAUCUCUCCAGUUUGCUCUAGACUAAGAGAGCACAUCUAAAUGAUGAAUGGAUAUGCUCAAAAAGAGAGGCUGUUCCUGCAUUCACCAAUGACUAAUCAGAUGGCUUGGCCGCUAGCUUCACCAGCUAUUAAUAAUAUGAGAGGUAUAGCCCAAGUUUCCACUGCUCCAAACACCUCUACUUGUCAGAAAUAUGUCACUAACAAUACAUAGGAAGCGUUUAGUGAUGCUAAAGUUAUUGAGGGAGUUGAUUCCCCUCUUGUAAUCAGAAAAUUUAAUGAUCAUGAGAUUAACUAAACAGGAUUGCUAUGUACACUCAAUAAAAAUCAUUAGUAGUCUGAUAGUAAAAAUCAAUAGGAACAACAUUGGAAGAAUAUUUAGGACUACAUUCCAUAUAACUUUGAUGAAGUAUGCUUUAGGUUAGAGAACUAAGCUGAUCAAAACAAACUAAACUCCCUUUAGGGCAGUAAUAGAAAAGAUAUCUAGGUCCUUAAAUUACCUAAUUCUGGAAAUAUGGCAUUUAAGCUCAAUCUAGCAUAGUCUCACCAACCAUAGCCCUCUAAUAGUAUUAAUUAGAUGGUCUUUUACAAGAUGGAAGAUGAUAUGAAUGAGGAUAGUUACUCCUCUGAUAAUAUGGACAAUGAUAAUGACAGUGAAUCACUCUAACAAUAAGUAUCAGACAACAUGAAAAACUGCAAAAAACUAAUUAGCAGAUGUUACAGUGGACAAGAUAGUGCAAAUUAUGAGAGAAUAAUACGUAAACGUAAAAGAAAGUCUACUGACUAGCUUAAAAUUUUAAUGAGAGAAUUCGAUAGAAAUCCAAAUUGGUCAAAGGAGACGUUACUUGAGGUUUCUAGAAAAACAGGGCUGAGUGAGGCCUAAGUUUACAAAUGGGGAUGGGAUUAAAAGAGAAAGAAAUACGGACCAGAAAUUGCUGCAAUGAUGAUGGUUCCUUUUGAUUAAAUGGACUUCUAGGACUCUUAUUAGCCAUCUUAAUUUAUUGAUUACGAGGCGCUUCAAAUGUAAGGCUAGGGAAACAAUUUCAAGUAAUUGAUUUAAGAAAAUAAUCAUUCUUCGAAAAGAUAAGGUUUCAGCCACAUUCCUUUCCCAAAUGAGAGCUUAUUAGAUCAAUUGUCAAACCAACUAGCACAUGAAGAAUCAAUCACCUAAAAUCAAUUGAAUAUAAGUAAAUAAGAAUAAAAUCAAGCUAAAAAGACUCUAAGUUCUGAAAAACCAGCUGAGUUAAGAGUCAAAUCUGCACUAAAGAGAACUCUAGAUUCUUCUAAAUCAAGCAAAAAUUAGCCAAGAAUAACAGUAGAGAACAAUGAGGACUAGGUUAGAGUAAGAAUCUAACUUGAUUCAAAUGAGAAGAACCAUAAAUCAGGUAAUAAGAAUCACCAUAGCACGCUUAAAAUCAAUCCAGACUCUCAAAAAAAUGAUUCUCUUCUAAUUAAUACUCCAGCUAACGACCAUGCAGGCGAAAAGAAGCGAUAACUUAAGGCUGAGAGUAAAGAAAAGAGCAGGCUUCACAAGCACUCCGAUGAAAAUAAAGAAAAUGGGAAAGCCUACGCACCAGUUUUAAAUUUAAACAAAGAUCUCAACAAAAUAAGCCUUGAAAGAGAUCAAAGAAAGACUAGAUCAGGCAAAACUGUAUAAAUUAAUCCAUCAAAAAUUCUGGAAGAUUGCACUCCAGAGCCAAUUUUAUAGAACGAUAAGAAAAAACUAAGAGAGCAAAGAGUUCUCAGAAAAAUUAAUAAUCGUUGA
This is a messenger RNA of Stylonychia lemnae, 2037 nucleotides long. The record is from the annotation of a GenBank genome assembly. NCBI's taxonomy places the organism in Eukaryota, Ciliophora, Spirotrichea, Sporadotrichida, Oxytrichidae.